Messenger RNA from Engraulis encrasicolus (European anchovy), 1135 nucleotides. It is a transcript of the gene snx22, whose product is annotated as sorting nexin 22. Bases 242 to 772 code for a protein of 176 amino acids. NCBI's taxonomy places the organism in Eukaryota, Metazoa, Chordata, Actinopteri, Clupeiformes, Engraulidae. Gene Ontology annotation, molecular function: phosphatidylinositol phosphate binding. The transcript has 6 exons. The record is from RefSeq and is a predicted model, not a curated record.
UGACCACCUCUGCUGCUCUCCUUGGCUCACGUGAAACUCAUGGAAUUGGCUGAGGGAGGAGUCUGGCACAAACGACACCUUUACGCUAGUCAACAGAAGUUCUCUAUUUCACUCUCGACGCUCCUUUUCUUUAAAGAGGAAAUGCUGAGAUUCACAGGGAAGGCUUCCCAUAAUAGACUCUAAAAAGUAUAGCGACCAGUUGUUUGUUGACUUAUAAUCUAGGCUCCAUAGGCUAGCAACUAUGUUGGAAUUUGACUACCAGUGUCCAGAAGUGUCCAUACCGUCUAUGGAGAGAGAAGUGGACAUGUCCGGGAAAGAAAAAAAACUUUUCAGGGUUGAAGUGUUCUUCAAUGGGAGGAAACACUAUGUCCUCAGGCGACACAGUGAUUUUCAAAACCUCCACAGAAAGCUCAAGAAAAUUCUGAUGCUUCCCGAAUUUCCCAGCAAAAGAAAUCCUCACUUGCGAACCAAGCCCUUGGAUCAAAGGAGACAGGAGCUGGAGGACUAUAUUCAGGAAAUCCUGCAACAAAAUGAGACUGUUCCUCAAGAGCUUUUGGAGUUUCUGCAGAUCAGGCACUUUCGCUCCAUGAGUAAAACGGACAGAACUGACUGUGAACUAAUUCAGCAGUGCGUAGUGACGUUCUCUAAAGAUCCCUUCUUUCUGGGCACAUUUUCAGGUCUUCCGGAUGUGGUUGUGGACGGAGUCCUGGAAGGCUUGUAUCCAAAGGAUGUCAGCGCUCCAUCGGACAACACAUCUGCUGGCGCCAUGUAGGCUCCCACCUACUAUACAUACCACUUAUCACACACCAGCGUUUCAAAAUCUAGGUGUGGUUUAUGCUUGUGCUGUUACAGUAGCUUGUAUAUUUCAUACUUCAAAAGCGUGAACACAAUAUCAGAAAGAUAAUAUCAGCACAUUGUGUCAAAUGUUUUUGUUGUUUUACACUUCACUUGAGUAGAUGUACUGAAUUGGAACUUGUACUGAAGAUGUACUGAAUGGCCUUGACGUUUUUGAUUUUUGUUUUUAUAUUUCAACGUUGUCAUUGUUGGAAUGGACAGGUGUUUCCUGUGUAAUAAUUCCCACUGAAUAUCAAGAAAAAAAAUGUUCUACUACAACAGAUAAAAAUCAAACUCUUGA